AUGACGAUGCGUUUGCCAAAUGAACCGUUUGAUUCAGAUUCGGACUCAAACGAAUCUGUUUCUUUGAGAGACGAUGACGACAAAAACUUUUUCUACGAUACUGAUGAGAUGCUGGACGAGGAAUACUCUGAGUUCCACGGCACUGCUGCUAAUACAGAUCCUAUUGCGGAACAUGCUUGUGCAUAUUGUGGUAUUGAUAAUACUUCAUGUGUUGUCAAGUGUAACAUUUGCAGCAAAUGGUUUUGUAAUUCGAAAAAUGGUACUAAUAGUUCCCAUAUUGUGAACCAUUUAGUUUUAUCCCAUCAUUCUUCAGUUUCAUUACAUCCAGACUCAGAGCUAGGAGAUACUACUUUGGAAUGCUACAAUUGUGGACGUACUAAUGUGUUUGUUCUUGGUUUUGUUCCGGCUAAGAGUGAGGCUGUUGUGGUCUUGUUGUGCAGAUUGCCUUGUGCUAAAAUGAAGAAUGUUAAUUGGGAUACAGAUAACUGGCAACCACUUAUUGAAGAAAGGAAGAUGCUAUCUUGGGUGGCAGAAGAACCAAGUGAAGAAGAUCAGUUGAAGGCCAGGAUGAUUACUCCAUCUCAAAUUACGAAAUUGGAAGCAAGAUGGAAAUCAAACAAAAACGCUACAAUUAUGGAUAUUGAUAUGGUCGAACAAGAUGAAGAUAUUCCUCCGACUUUGAUGAGAUACACUGAUGCUUAUCAGUACCAAAGAUCAUUUGGUCCUUUGAUUCAGUUAGAAGCAGAUUAUGAUAAGCAAUUAAAGGAAUCACAGGCCUUAGAACACAUCUCUGUCACAUGGGAUUUAGCAUUGAACAACAGACAUCUAGCUACUUUUGCAUUAUCCACAUUCGAAUCUAACGAAUUAAAAGUUGCCGUUGGUGAUGAGAUGAUUUUAAAGUAUAGUGGUCCACAACAUGCAGAUUGGACAGGAAAAGGUUUCAUCAUCCAGCUACCAAACAGUUUCAAAGAUGAAUUUACUCUUGAAUUGAAACCAAGUCAAAAAACUCCACCAACUAAUUGUACUACAGGAUUUACAGCAGUUUUUGUAUGGAGGGGAACUUCUUAUAUUAGAAUGCAAGAAGCGUUAAGAAAAUUUGCUGUCACCAAAAAAUCAUUAUCAGGGUUCUUGUAUUAUAAGAUAUUGGGCCAAGAGGUUCCAGAUGUGGAAUUUGAUGUAGAAUUACCCAAAAGCAUUUUUGUGCCUCACUUCACCGAGUUAAACCAAUCUCAAAGUAAUGCUGUGAAGCAUGUUUUACAAAGACCUUUAUCAUUGAUCCAGGGACCUCCUGGUACCGGUAAAACCGUCACUUCAGCUACCAUUGUUUAUCAUUUGUCUAAAAUCCACAAACAGCGUGUUUUAGUUUGUGCACCAUCUAACGUUGCAGUGGAUCAUCUUGCUGCCAAGUUGCACAGUAUGGGUUUAAAGGUAGUACGAUUAACUGCUAAAAGUAGAGAAGAUGUGGAGAGCUCAGUGUCCGAGUUAGCAUUGCAUAACUUGGUCAGCAGGUCUGCAGAAGGUAAACUCAAAAAACUUCUCAAUCUUAAGGAAAAAACAGGGGAACUUUCCUCAUCGGAUACCACGAAAUUUGUGAAGUUAGUGAGAAAAUCAGAAGCUACCAUCAUUCAAAAAGCUGAUGUUAUUUGCUGUACUUGCGUCGGCGCUGGUGAUAAAAGAUUGGACUAUAAGUUCCGCACAGUAUUGAUCGAUGAAAGUACUCAAGCGUCAGAACCUGAAUGUUUGAUCCCUAUCGUCAAGGGAGCCAAACAAGUUGUUCUAGUUGGUGAUCAUCAGCAACUUGGUCCUGUCAUUUUAGAUAGAAAAGCUGGUGACGCUGGUUUGAAACAAUCUUUGUUUGAAAGAUUAAUUUCCUUGGGUCACAUUCCUAUUAGAUUGGAAGUCCAAUAUAGAAUGAAUCCACAAUUAAGCGAAUUCCCAAGCAACAUGUUCUACGAAGGUAGUUUACAGAAUGGUGUCACCAUCGAGCAACGUACUAUUGCAAGAUCUACCUUUCCAUGGCCAAUUCAUACUAUCCCUAUGAUGUUUUGGGCUAACUAUGGUCGUGAAGAGAUCUCAGGCAAUGGUACUUCCUACUUGAACAGAAUUGAAGCCAUGAACUGUGAAAAGAUCAUUACAAGACUAUUCAAAGAUGGUGUCAAACCAGAACAGAUUGGUGUUAUAACUCCUUAUGAGGGGCAGAGAGCAUAUGUUGUACAAUAUAUGCAAAUGAAUGGUUCGAUGGAAAAAUCAUUGUACAUGGGCGUUGAAGUGGCAUCAGUAGAUGCUUUCCAAGGUAGAGAAAAAGACUAUAUUAUUUUGUCUUGUGUCCGUGCCAAUGAGAGAAACACCAUUGGUUUCUUGAGUGACCCACGUCGUCUAAAUGUUGCGUUGACUCGUGCUAAAUACGGUCUAAUAAUAUUGGGUAACCCAAGGGCACUAUCUCGCAAUAGCUUAUGGAGUCAUCUACUACUUCAUUUCAGAGAAAAGGGUUGUCUUGUUGAAGGGUUUUUGGAUAAUUUACAACUCUGCACAGUCCAAUUGACGAAACCUUCUAGGGCACCCAGGAAAGCCCCAUCCAACAACAGUAGUUAUACACAAUAUGCUGGUCAGAGAGACUUUGACACUCAAAGUUUGGUCUCAUUCGGUGGCCAAAACGUCGUUGAAAAAUCUUUUAUUCCAAACACGGACUUGUCUUCGUUAUUGAACCAACAAUAUUGGAAUGGACAGUCUUUUGAUACACAAUCGCGCUUAAGUGCUACGCAUCCUGUUAACCAAUACGAUAAAGACGCGGUCAAUUUUGAUGGAAGUUUAUCCAAUGGCUUAAGGAAGUACAAUGGAGUGGGCUCAAAGUAUCAAACCAUUGAUGAAGAAUCAACGUUAAACAUACUCAAGAGUUUGGACAUCAAUUGA
Molecule: messenger RNA, 2910 nt
Organism: Kluyveromyces lactis
Lineage: Eukaryota; Fungi; Ascomycota; Saccharomycetes; Saccharomycetales; Saccharomycetaceae
Gene: NAM7
Product: ATP-dependent RNA helicase NAM7
Exons: 1
Coding region: 1-2910 (969 amino acids)
Biological process (GO): nuclear-transcribed mRNA catabolic process, nonsense-mediated decay
Cellular component (GO): cytoplasm
Molecular function (GO): RNA binding; DNA binding; hydrolase activity
Source: RefSeq, a predicted model, not a curated record